AUGGAAAAACGUCAUUUUCCGCCUGACACUUGUGUCACAUCCCAUGACCUCUGGAAUUCAAGUAUUGCAUUAACCUUAAAUUCGUGUAGCUCUUCGAGAUCGUCAACCGCACAUCACCUAUCACGGUUGACCGUGUGCGAUAAACCUGCGGGAUACUUGAGUGUACCUGACCACAUAUUCAUCGGACACGAUGUUUCCAGACCGAAGAAAAACAUUUUGCAUUUGGAAAAGAUCCACCCUCGCACCGUGACGAUUGAUAAAUUUGUCAAACGCGUGCUUUCGGUGAUAUUAUCGCGUGGUCAAUCGGUGUUUCUUUCACGGAAAAUUCUUGACAAAGGACCGAAUCCUCACAUUGCGGACUUGCCCAAAUAA
Molecule: messenger RNA, 372 nt
Organism: Acaulospora morrowiae
Lineage: Eukaryota; Fungi; Glomeromycota; Glomeromycetes; Diversisporales; Acaulosporaceae
Source: the annotation of a GenBank genome assembly